Molecule: messenger RNA, 757 nt
Organism: Nilaparvata lugens (brown planthopper)
Lineage: Eukaryota; Metazoa; Arthropoda; Insecta; Hemiptera; Delphacidae
Exons: 4
Coding region: 305-523 (72 amino acids)
Source: RefSeq, a predicted model, not a curated record
UCUGACAAACAAGAGAGAUGUUACAGUUACAGUUCGACAUUCGGAGUGACAAGAUGCAUAAAUUUGUCAGCUUAUUGUUUGGCUUUUCUGCACUGGUCAUCUUCAUUUUACAGCUGCAUGUUAAUGGAGUAUGUGCAAAAGUUAAGACUAUUACUCAAUCAUAUUUUGUAAGCAGAGGAUCGUAUGUUCAGCUGGAACUACUUGAACCUGAAGAUCCGUCAAAAACCAAAGUGAUUCAUGGAAGAGUGAUAAGAAUUCCAUUUUCUACCGAAUAAAAGCAAUUUAUGACGGUACAAUUGGAGUGAUGCAAAUUACUUACCCAGAUGAUGAAGGAGUAGAAGUGAAGGCAAUGAGAAUACAGCAGGGAGUCACGGAUGGGAACACAGCCCAAAUAACAUUCACUUACUACAGAACUUAUGAAAAUGAUGCAAAAGACGAAGUCAAACUAGCCGAUGACGCUGACGUGACGCUAGUCACUGGGACUUUGAGAAACAGAAUAGGAAACUUCCUCAAAGGUAAAUGAACACACGAAAGUGAUUCGGAGCUCAUUCGUGAUUACAUAAUUCCAUUUAUGAGUUUUGAACUUUCAAUUUAUUAAUAUACAACAGAAUACAGUAUCUAUUUUAUACACUAAUUAUUAUUAGUUUCAGAAACUUCUGGAUGUAAUUAAAAUAUAAUACAAUUUACAAAUGAUAGAUGAUUAGAGAUUAAACUUGUGAGAUGUAAUCGAUAUUAAAACUGAUGGAUGAAAAAGAAA